Molecule: messenger RNA, 558 nt
Organism: Meloidogyne enterolobii
Lineage: Eukaryota; Metazoa; Nematoda; Chromadorea; Rhabditida; Meloidogynidae
Source: the annotation of a GenBank genome assembly
AUGAACGGAGAAGAGAAAAAUGAGAGCUUUCAAAAGUCUAAUCUCUAUCCCGAACUUAACGAAACGUCAAAUGUGCAGCUUAAAAUUAAUGAGGAUAUGUUUAUAGUGAUUAAAGCAGCAGAUUUUGCAGCUCGUAGACAUCGCUUUCAAAUGAGGAGAGACGGCCGGACACCUUAUAUUAACCAUCCGGUUGGAGUUGCCUAUCUUUUGACGAGUGUUGGAAAUAUUACCGAUCCUGCAACCCUAGCAGCAGCCUAUUUACAUGAUACUAUUGAAGAUACUAAAACAACAUUUGAAGAGUUAGUAGAGGAAUUUGGAACAGAAAUUGCAGAAAUUGUUCUUGAAUGCACAGACAAUACAAAAUUGUCAAAGCAGGAACGAAAAAACGAACAAGUUGAAAGAGCUUCAAAAUGCUCACAAAAAGUAGAUUACCAAAUAGCCGGUACUAAGGCUAGUCCUGCCUUUUUCUUUCUUAAGAAAAAAGUGAUCACUCAAUUUCACUCUAUUUAUUCCGAAUCUUCAUUAAAAACUCCCAUUAAGCGACAACGAUCUCAAUGA